Fusarium pseudograminearum CS3096 is the source of this 180-nucleotide messenger RNA. RefSeq lists its product as uncharacterized. The coding region runs from base 1 to 180 and encodes 59 amino acids. The transcript has 2 exons. The record is from RefSeq and is a predicted model, not a curated record. Lineage: Eukaryota; Fungi; Ascomycota; Sordariomycetes; Hypocreales; Nectriaceae.
AUGUCCAUCACAAGACGAGCCCAGCAAGCGACAUCACCAUGGUGCGAUUCUACCCCAGUGCCGCGCCUAUCCCUACCCGUAUCUCAAAUCAACACUGUCAACUCGUCUCAUACCCCCAACCACAUGGCUGUGGACAAUAAGCUAUCUGCCCCUGCAAAUAUCGACCGGAAUAUUUGUUAA